AUGUCUGAACGAUAUAGUUUCUCAUUGACAACAUUCAGUCCAUCUGGAAAGUUGGUCCAGAUUGAAUAUGCAUUGGCAGCUGUGGCCGCUGGAGCUCCUUCCGUUGGGAUAAAAGCUUCUAAUGGUGUGGUGUUAGCCACUGAAAAAAAGCAGAAAUCUAUUCUUUAUGAAGAACAUAGCAUCCACAAAGUUGAGAGCAUUACAAAGAAUAUUGGCAUGGUUUAUAGUGGAAUGGGUCCAGAUUACAGAGUUUUAGUACGUCGUGCUCGUAAACUUGCUCAGCAAUACUACUUGACAUACCAGGAACAAAUUCCUACUGCCCAAUUAGUACAAAGAGUUGCCAAUGUUAUGCAAGAAUUUACACAGUCUGGAGGUGUUCGUCCAUUUGGUGUUUCCUUGCUUAUAGCAGGUUGGGAUGAAGAUGAACAAAAACCAUUUUUAUAUCAAUGUGAUCCAUCUGGUGCAUACUUUGCUUGGAAGGCUACUGCAAUGGGUAAGAACUAUGUUAAUGGAAAAACAUUCUUAGAAAAAAGAUAUAACGAGAAUCCUGAAAUAGAAGAUGCAGUCCAUAUUGCUAUCUUAACCCUGAAGGAGAGUUUUGAGGGUCAGAUGACAGAAAGCAACAUAGAGAUUGGUAUUUGCAAUGCUCAAGGGUUCCGGCGAUUGAAGCCCUCAGAAGUCAAAGACCAUCUUGCGAAUGCAUCCUAA
Acanthosepion pharaonis is the source of this 708-nucleotide messenger RNA. The record is from the annotation of a GenBank genome assembly. Lineage: Eukaryota; Metazoa; Mollusca; Cephalopoda; Sepiida; Sepiidae.